UGCAGUAAUGUCCCUUUAAAAAGUUUGUGUGAAAGAUUGUUUAGGUGGUUUCUAUGGAAACGUUCAGUGACAUCAGAGCACAUGAUGGACUUGGAGGGAAUUUUAAAUUUUCAUCAACAACAAAUGAAGAAAAAUCAAGAUGCCACCUAAGACAACAAAAGAAAGGUCACAGGUCUAUAGGGACAAAAUAAAAGCUGACCCUAUAAAAUAUGAAGAGAGACUUAAAAGAGACAGGGAGAGAUACCUGAGGAAAAAGGAAAAAGGAGUAGUAAAAGCAAUUGCAGGUCUGUCAAAGCGGGAGCAACGCAAACAAAGAAGACAAUGGAAAAUCAAUCAAAGAAAUAGAAGAGAGGAGAUUAAAAAAACCCUCACAAUGCAGGCCUACCUUUCCACCACCACACCGCCACAUUCUCCUGAUGUUGUCUUGCAGCCAGAACACAAUGUUGACCUGCCCCCCACACCACCUUCUGCCCGAUCUCAUUCCCAAAAUCAGAGGGGAAGGAAAAGGGUAGCAAGAAACCGACAAAAAGUGUAUGCAGCACUGUAUGAGAGUAACACCAAGCUUGAGAAAGCUUUGCGAAAGGCAGAGAAAUACCGCCAGCGGUACGAGAGACUGAUGAAAAAAAUGAGGCAGGCUGACUCUCCAAAUACAAAAUCCAAACGGCAAAUGGUAACAGCACCUAGCACUCUACGAAGAACUUUAGUUUUUCACAACGCUCUAAUCGCUGAACUGAAAGACAGAUAUAAAAAUCUCCACUCAGACAGGGACAAACACAUCAUUUCCAAAAUAAUGGCAGGAAAAGUCCUUAAGAAGUAUCGACUACUGAAAAUGGCCAAAAGGGAAUUUGGCUUUUCACCCAGAAGAAUGAGAAGUAACAAAAAACGGACAACAGCAUUUACUUACACACGGAAGAAACAAAAGAACAGCAUUAGCCCAGCCACAGAAGAAAAAAUAAAACAAUUCUUAGAAAGAGAUGAGAAUAGCAGAGCAUCAACUGGAAAAAAGGACACUGUGACCAAGAAAAAGACAAAAACACAGAAACGAUUCUUGAAUGAGCCUCUGGAAAAACUCCAUAAGAAGUUUAGGAAGGAGUAUCCUGACAUCAGGAUUUCUAAGAGUGAGUUCUGUAAGAGACGUCCGUUUUGGAUUGUAAAGCCCACAGUUAAGGAUAGAGACACAUGCCUCUGCAAGACCCAUGCCAAUCUGCAGAAUAUGGCAGACAAACUGCUUUAUCAUAAAGUCAUUAAAAGCAGCAACAUUGAAGAUCUGAUUGUAUCCCUGUGCUGUUCGCCAAACUAUACCAAGCAAUGUAUGUACAGGGAAUGUACCAUUUGUGAAGCUAAAGAAUUGGAAAUCUCAACCUUUGACCCUGGGACCCAAACAUUUUGGUAUGAAUGGAAGGGAAAAGCUGAGGAGAGACUGAAGAAAAAGAAAGAUGGUAGUGAAGAAAAAAAAAUCACAGUCCAUUUGACAGUUAAAGAGAAGGUUACAGGUACUCUGCAUACUUUGCUUGAGGACUUUCGCUUAGGACUAAAAGAAAAACUUGGCAAACAUGUCUAUAACAUCAGACACCAAUAUGCUGCUCUUCGUGGUUUAAAAGAGAACCUGAGUGAAGAUGAGGUUGUCCUCCAUAUUGACUUUGCAGAGAAUUUUCUUUGCAAGUACAGCAGCGAAAUCCAAGCUGUACACUUUGGUGAUUCGCAUAAACAGACCUCACUACACACUGGUGUGGCCUACACCAAAAACAGUGUGAUCUCAGUCUGUUCAGUCAGCUCCUCUUUUCGUCAUGACCCCUGUGCUAUUUGGGCACAUCUAUCAAAAGUCCUCACUUUCCUGAAGGAUCAAUACCCCACUGCUUCAGUGCUACAUGUGGUCAGUGAUGGGCCGACCACCCAAUACCGCUCCAAAAAGAAUUUCUACUUCUUCACCAACAUUCCAUAUCAGAUGGGCUGGAAGAAACUCACUUGGAACUUUCUGGAGGCUGGCCACGGAAAAGGCCCUGCUGAUGGGAUAGGAGCAGCAGUGAAAAGAAGAGCUGAUGACAUCAUAGCUAGAGGGAAGGACAUACCAAAUGCUCAGGUGCUCUUUGAGGAGCUUCAACAGCAAAAGUCUGCCACAGAGCUCUUCUAUGUUGAGCCUGAAGAAAUUGAGUGUAUGGACACUCAUUUGCCAUCCGAGCUACAAACAAUCCGUGGCACAAUGAAGAUUCAUCAGAUAACCUCUGCUAGCCCAAGCCAAAUGUCAUGGAGAAUCCUCAGUUGCUUUUGCUCUGCACCUCAUGACUGCAAAUGUUUCAAUCCAGAAACAGUCAUGUUCCAGCAUUGGGACGAAGCUUCCCCCUCAACCAGUACAUCGCAUCCUGACACACCUCACAUAGGUCUGCGGCACAUUGUUGACUUGAACGAGGGACACGUUGGUCAGUGGUGUGCUGUGAAGUAUGAUGGAGAUAUUUAUCCUGGCAUCAUACAGGAUACUGAUGUCUACAGUGGUGCUCUGGUUAAAACCAUGAGCUGUGUUGGUCUCAAUCGUUUUUUUUUUGGCCUCUAAGGGAUGACAUAAUCUGGAACCAAACCAAGAAUAUCAUAGGCCUAAUCCCUGAGCCUGUACCAGUGACCAAACGUCACAAGGAAAUUAUUGUGUCUGUUUGGGAAGAAAUAUGUGAAACACUUAAUUAGAUGUGGCCUCGAAUCACAUCACACACAUAUGCACACAUGCACACAUACACACACACAUGCGCACAUGAGCAACGCUCUCUCUCUCACACACACAUAUGCACACAUGCACACAUACACACACACAUGUGCACAUGAGCAACGCUCUCUCUCUCACACACACAUGCAAACAUACAUACAUUCACACAUUCAAGGUGCUCAAAAUUUUCCACAUCUCUGUUUAAAUGUUACAGUUUCAGGUGUUCUUUGCAGUUACUCUUUACAGAAGAUGAGUGUUCAUUUAAGAGACCAAUAAGAACAUUUCAGAACAUCAACCUCAUAAUUAUCUCACAUUGUUGAAUUUUUUAUGCAUCUUUUGUUGCUUAUAUUUUUGCCUUGCCAUCAGUUGUGUCAGUUCUUUACAGUAUGCACUGUAACCGUUCAUCUGUGAGACAAAUCAGUUUUAUACAUCAACCACACCUGUUUUAGUGUAGUGCUGAGUUUGUUUAAUGACUCUGUGAAUUGAGUUUAAUGAGUGUGAUGAGAUUAAGAAUUUUUCUAAUAAAUAUAUCUACUGUUUCUUUACAUUCACGUUCAUUCAUUGUCAUUUCCACCACACCCUGUCAUUUCCACC
This is a messenger RNA of Megalobrama amblycephala (Wuchang bream), 3286 nucleotides long. RefSeq lists its product as uncharacterized. The transcript has 3 exons. The record is from RefSeq and is a predicted model, not a curated record. Lineage: Eukaryota; Metazoa; Chordata; Actinopteri; Cypriniformes; Xenocyprididae. The coding region runs from base 140 to 2548 and encodes 802 amino acids.